Messenger RNA from Anopheles maculipalpis, 2401 nucleotides. RefSeq lists its product as uncharacterized. The coding region runs from base 8 to 2401 and encodes 797 amino acids. Lineage: Eukaryota; Metazoa; Arthropoda; Insecta; Diptera; Culicidae. The record is from RefSeq and is a predicted model, not a curated record. Gene Ontology annotation, biological process: cilium organization. The transcript has 3 exons. Gene Ontology annotation, cellular component: cilium.
GUCGGUCAUGUCCGGGCAGCACGGUCGCUCAGUGUUUGUCAAUUCCUGUAUCAAGAAACCGCUCAGCCCAUCCAGCAAACGUCCCAACCCAUCCUUUCUGGUGCCGCAGUGCAGUUUAGAUCGUGGCCUGCAGGAUCCCCGCGUACAGGAAGCCAUGAGCACGAUAACGCGCAAAAAAGCUUCGAUCAAGUGUCCGCUGGCACGCAACGGGCAGUACCGGCGCUCCAAGUGUUGCUCCCUGACGCACCAGCUGCGCAAGGAAGCGGACAGUUUUCAAACGAUGGUACAAUUCUACGACAGCAUACCGGACUACAACGAUCUGCUGCACUUACCGCGUGAAGAGUUUUACUGUCGGCUAAAUACGCUCAAGAAGAAACAGAAGGAGUUGAAGUCUACCUGCUUUAUGGUUGAGAAUGACAAAACGACGUGUCCACUGUCGCCCGAACCUGGUUCUUACGCUGGAAGACACGAAGCACGAGAGACGAACAAGCACAGCUAUCAGAAUGCAGUCGGAAGUGUCCCCAACAGUGGUGAUGGUGGGAAAGAAAACGAACGUAGUGAUCAAGCGACAGAAGACGGAGAAUCGUUACAUUCGUGGAGCAAAUCUCCGCCAACCGUAGUGGACGCAACGCCCGAUUGUAUCAAUAAAUCCGUCGAUGCGGUAAGGAAAGGGUCUGCAAAGUCGGUGCGUAUAGAAAGUACCAAGGAAAAUGGUCUUCAAGAAGAGCUGGCUCAAAGUAGCAGAAGGAUGUACCGAUCCGGUACACCGUACGUUUCUGAUCCGGACGAAAGCAGCGCAACUACAAAGAAUGGCGCUCCUUCAUGUGCAACGCCCUCAAAUUCGGACUUCGUCGAGCGCUAUGAUCGAUACGUGAAGCGUAGCUUGCGCUGUAAAUCGGCCAGCCCGAUACGUAACCUUGCCAAUGUCACCAUUCCGCAGCCCUACAAAAUGACACAGCGCGAGGAAGAACAGCGUACCCUGCAGGAGCUGCUGCUGGCAAGCAAAAGUGCCUUUCCCUCCAAGGAAGCGCUGCCCGAGCCGUCCACAGCCAAGCAAUCGACACAAUUUCGGGCCAACCCGGUACCGAUAACUUCUCGGAUACCGCUGUUUGAGACGAUUAUGGCAGAUCAGGAAAAUCGGAGCCGGCUAGCGAAGCUUAACUCCGAGAUCGAGCUGCAAUCGCAGAUAAAACCCUUCCAUUUUUCUGAACGACUUAGCCAGGGCCACAGUCGCUGUCUAAGCCGAAGUUUAUCUUCACCAGCAUUGCUCAGCACGGGUUACGAGUCAGGAGCGGAUGGUUUACGGAAAUCUCGCACCUUCAAAGCAAAACCGUGUCCGAAGAAACUGUUUAGCAGCUACUUUCACACCAAAGCUUGGGAGGACGAAUACUUUCGACACUUGAACAAACGAUUGCGGGCGGAGGAAAUGCUAAAGCAGGCGGCUCUGCCACCGUCCAUGGCACGGCGUGAACGUAGCGAGCGCAAAAAUUCUCUACGGGGUCAUUCGGCUGAAGAUACGGGCAAGGAUCGACCAGGCUCCUCCAACGGUGGCAAAAUGUCCAAACGUAAGCGUAAAUCACGUAAAUCCUUAAAGCGACGAAAGAGUGUGGAGCAAAAGUGUGCCGAAUAUUUCACAUCCGUUAACGAUCCCAGGGCCAGGCUUCCUUAUCCAACCAGCAACUCUAGUUGCAGCAACAGCACGGACAACAACCGAGGAUCGGGCGAUACACCGGCACCGAUUUAUCCGGUCAACAGACCAAAUCUUGCCGCCACUCUACGUACGGAAUGGUGUCGCAAGAAGCUGCGGGACAUGGAACUCGACGAAACUGUGCCGGAUAAAAAGAAAAUUCCGCGGUUCCGAUGGGGUGUUAAAAAGUCGCAGGCUUUUCAAAACUUGAACCUCGAUCAUACGCAUGAGGAAGAGCUCAAUCUUCGUCUCGCUACAAGACGCGCGGAGCAACGGCUACGGCAGGAAGAGCAUGCAAUCAACAUGGAGCUCAUGAGACAGCGUGUAAAGGCGGCCCCAUUACUACUGGAAGGACCUCCCCAGUGGGGCCCACGGCUAGGACAUGUAGCGCAUCGUUGCUCCAGUUUAAAUCGUGAAUCAGAACAAGCCCUCUUCCGUAAACCGGAUAAAGUGAGCAAAAUGGUUUCGCAGAAAUUAACAUCCGCCGGUAAUGCUGGCACGGGGAACAAAAAAUGUGACUCACCCGUUACAACGUCCACUGUCAGCAGUGGGAGUCACAAUCGGAUCACGAACCAGGAACAUCGGCACAGAACGGUAGAGAAGCGACGCAACGCCGGUAACGGAAGUAAGCUCAGCACUUACUCCUUCGAUUCUACCGGUAAGCUAAGCUAUAAAGCAUGUGACAGUGAGCUAUUGAGUCUAUCGGAUGUGUAG